AUGGCAGACCGCCGCCAGUCGCAGUCGUCCGAGGACUUUGGCAUCUACGACCCGGCCGAGCAGUACUACUCGUCCGACGCACGUCAUCGCAACACUGCCCGCAACAGGACAUACUCUCAGACCACUUUCAACCGUCAGUUUGAGAACUUUGCCGGAAGGGAACCGCAUCGUCGCGGCAGUCACGAUGAGAAACCGUCUGGACAGGGCCGGAGGUUCCUGGUCCAGGUCGAGGCCACCCUCAAGAGCCUCCAGGAGCAGGAAGACACGGAUCACAACAUGCAGAUCACCAUCGAAGACAGCGGACCCAAGGUGAUCUCCCUGCGCACGGCCGGCUCGGCGGGCCACAACCGCUUCGACGUGCGCGGCACGUACAUGCUCUCCAACCUGCUGCAGGAGCUCACCCUGGCCAAGGAGUACGGACGGUCGCAGAUCGUGCUGGACGAGGGCCGUCUUAACGAGAACCCCACCGACCGUCUCUCGCGGCUGAUCCGCGACCACUUCUGGGAUGGGCUGACGAGGCGCAUCGAUGCCUCGUCCGUCGAGAUCGCCGCCAAGGACCCCAAGGACUGGACCGACAACCCGAUCCCGCGCAUCUACGUGCCCCCCGGAGCGCCGGAGCAGUACGAGUACUACAAGCGCGUCGCCAGGGAGCGGCCGGAGAUCAACCUGGACGUGCAGAUGCUCCGAGACAAGAUCACGCCCGAGUACAUCAUCGAGCUCAGCGAGAAGCCCGGUCUGCUGGUCGUCGCCACCAGGGAGGUCAAGGACGAGGUCACGGGCGAGACGACGCUGGAGGGCCUCCCGUUUGUCGUCCCCGGCGGCCGGUUCAACGAGCUCUACGGCUGGGACAGCUACAUGGCGGGCCUGGGCCUCCUGGUCAACGACCGGGCGGACAUGGUCAAGUCGAUUGUCGAGAACUUCUGCUUCUGCAUCGAGCACUACGGCAAGAUCCUCAACGCUACGAGGACCUACUACCUGGGCCGAUCGCAGCCGCCGUUCCUGACGGACAUGGCGCUGCGCGUGUACGAGAAGAUCAAGCACCAGCCGGGUGCGCUCGACUUCCUGCGCCGGUCGAUCCUGGCGGCCAUCAAGGAGUACCACACGGUGUGGACGUCGGAGCCUCGACUGGACCCGGUGACGGGCCUGUCGCGCUACCGGCCCGAGGGUCGGGGCGUGCCGCCGGAGACGGAGCCGACGCACUUUGUGCACAUCCUGACGCCCUACGCCAAGAAGCACAAGAUGGAGUUCAAGGAGUUUGUGCGGGCGUACAACUACGGCGAGAUCGAGGAGCCGGACCUGGACGAGUACUUCCUGCACGACCGGUCGGUGCGCGAGUCUGGCCACGACACGUCGUACCGUCUCGAGGGCGUGUGCGCGAACCUGGCGACGAUCGACCUCAACUCGCUGCUGUUCAAGUACGAGACGGACAUUGCGCGGACGAUCCGCAGCCUGUUCGGCGACAAGCUGGUGAUGCCGGCCGAGUUCUGCGCGGGCACGCCCUACCAGCCGGGCGAGCCGCUCUCGUCGGCGGCUUGGGACCGCCGGGCCAAGCGCCGCAAGCUGACGAUUGACAGGCUGAUGUGGAACGAGGAGGAGGGCAUGUUCUACGACUACGACACGGUCAAGAAGGAGCGGUGCACGUACGAGACGGCGACGACGUUCUGGGCCCUCUGGGCCGGCAUCGCCACGCCCAAGCAGGCGGCCGACAUGGUCAAGAAGGCCCUCCCCCGAUUCGAGAUGUACGGCGGGCUGGUGGCCGGCACGGAGAAGUCGCGCGGCGAGAUCGGCAUCGACCGCCCCAACCGCCAGUGGGACUACCCGUACGGCUGGGCGCCGCAGCAGAUGCUCGCGUGGACGGGCCUGCUCCGGUACAGCUUCGAGGAGGACGCCGAGCGGCUCGCGUACAAGUGGCUGUACAUGGUCACCAAGGCGUUUGUCGACUUCAACGGCGUCGUGGUGGAGAAGUACGACGUCACCAGGUCCGUGGACCCGCACCGGGUCGACGCCGAGUACGGCAACCAGGGGAUGGACUUUAAGGGAGUGGCCAAGGAGGGAUUCGCCUGGGUCAAUGCCAGCUACGUGUACGGACUUCAGAUCGUCAACGCCCACAUGAGGCGAGCUCUGGGUACCAUGACGCCAUACGAGACGUUUGUCAAGGCCAUGGAGAGGAACGAGGAGAAGGCGCUUGCGGACCUGCAUCUGGGAUAA
Messenger RNA from Geosmithia morbida, 2208 nucleotides. Its product is annotated as alpha,alpha-trehalase. Gene Ontology annotation, molecular function: alpha,alpha-trehalase activity; calcium ion binding. NCBI's taxonomy places the organism in Eukaryota, Fungi, Ascomycota, Sordariomycetes, Hypocreales, Bionectriaceae. The coding region runs from base 1 to 2208 and encodes 735 amino acids. Gene Ontology annotation, biological process: trehalose catabolic process. The record is from RefSeq and is a predicted model, not a curated record. The transcript is spliced from 4 exons. Gene Ontology annotation, cellular component: cytoplasm.